Molecule: messenger RNA, 462 nt
Organism: Meloidogyne enterolobii
Lineage: Eukaryota; Metazoa; Nematoda; Chromadorea; Rhabditida; Meloidogynidae
Source: the annotation of a GenBank genome assembly
CAUUUAUUUAUUUUUUGGUUACGCUUCUCUAAGCUGAAAUAUUUUUGCUUAAUUUUAAUUUUUAAAUUAUUUAUUGUUAUGUUAUCAUCAUUUACUUUAAUUUUGGCAUUUUUAUCAAUUGAAAUUUACAGUCAAAAUUCUUACGGACCAGCCCCUCCAGCCUACCCCAACCCUCAACCUACUCAACCUCUAUAUGCCCCCGUUCAAUCCCCGUAUGUCACAAACCCUCCAGCUGCUCCUGAAACUGGAUAUGGUGGAGAAGCAGAAAUUGGUCCGGCUGGCUAUCCCCUUCCUACUUGUUACACUAAUGCUGAUGGAUUUAUGUGUUGUAAUAAAGAAUUGGAGAAUUUAAUGGAUAAUACAUAUCGGAAUUUAAGUCGUUCACGUGACGGCAAAUGGAAACCUUGCAAUUUUCACCAAGUUAGUUUCUUAAUAAAACUUGAAGCUUUGAAUAAAACUUGA